UCCUGUUGUUUUUGCUGUGUACGUGAACAAACUAUAACUAAGAUGUCAGAAAUUGUUACUUUUGGAGCUGAGGGGAUUCUGACGAAGGUGGCUUCACUUGCCCAACAAGAAUUCAAUCUUCUGCGGGGAUUCAAAGGAGAACUCACAAGUCUGCGUGAAUCAUUGUCCAAGGUUCAAGCCAUGCUACAAGAUGCCGGGAAAAAAAAAGAUCGGGCCGAGGCGGUCAAAAUGUGGGUGAAGGACCUUGAAGACAUAGCUCAUGAUGCUGAUGAUGUGUUGGAUGAAUAUGAAUAUGAAGUUCUCCGGCGUAAGGUAGAAGUGCAAGACCAGAUGAAGAAAAAGGUACUCAAUUUCUUUUCACUCCACUACAAUCCCAUUGCAUUCCGUCACAAAAUGGCACAUAAAAUCAAGAAAAUCAACUCAUCUUUAGUCAAUCUGAAGAAUGAGGCAGCUAGUAUUGAUCUAGUUGCAAGUUCGACAUUCCAAGGUGGAAGCUCUCAUGAUGCAGGAGUUGACAGGGAAACCGUCUCCAGCUUUGCUCAAGAUGAAAAGUACGUCGUUGGAAGGGAGAAGGUUGUGUUAGAUAUAGUAACAACCUUGAUCGACUCAAGCAAUACUCCAAAGAAUUCUCUCUCGGUUAUGCCCAUUGUAGGAUUUGCUGGCUUGGGAAAAACAACUUUGGCUAAAUCUAUAUAUAAUCAUGAUGAGAUAGGCAGACAGUUCACUAUAAAAAUAUGGAUAUGCGUAUCUGUUCCUUUCGAAGUCAAGUCGAUUUUAAACAAGAUCUUGGUACAUUUUAAACUAGAAAAGGCUCAAGAGAAGGAAGCAGCACUCAAAAAUCUUCAAAAACAUCUGAAAGGAAAAAGAUAUUUGCUCGUACUCGAUGAUGUUUGGAAUGAAGAUCCUGACAAAUGGAAUGAUUUGACGAGUUGUUUGUCAAGUGUUAAAGAUACACAAGGAAGCAGCAUUCUUGUCACUACCCGUAGUGAGAAGGUUGCAAAAAUCGUGCAGACACUUCCUAUGUGUAAUUUGGGGAAACUAUCAGAUGAUCAAUGUUGGCUCAUUUUAAAGAACAGAGCAUUUCUGGAUGACAGUGCUCCUUUGACUAAAGAUCAAGAGAGAAUUGGAAGGGACAUCGCCAGAAAGUGUGCAGGCCUACCAUUACUGGCAAAGGUAUGUUUAUCCGUUUGCUGAAUUUUUCGCUUGAUCUUGCUUCUUAUUCUUAUAUUUGUUUUUCAUUAACAAACCUUUAACCCACUAGACAUCGGUAAUCUUGUUUGCUUUAUUAUUUUGUGAAGGAUUAUAUAAAAAACAAAAUACCACUAUAAUUUAUGCAACAAAAUAGGCUCAAACAUACCACUAAUUUCACAAGUAAAAUGAACAAAAUACCACAUAAUAAUUAACAAGGAUUAUUUAAAGAAAAAAAAUCAGUAUAUUGGCAGAUACAUCAGUAAUCCAGAUUUACAGAAACAUAUUAGUACUACUGUCGAUUAGAUGAAUACCUGUGGUUGAAAGAAGAAGCUAGAAGGAGAUCGAAUUAAUGUGGCUACCUUUCUGAAAAACUGUUAACAAAAAUUUAUUUAACAUAACUACACGGAGCCUAGAAACUAUCUAGCAAUUCCC
Molecule: messenger RNA, 1623 nt
Organism: Prunus persica (peach)
Lineage: Eukaryota; Viridiplantae; Streptophyta; Magnoliopsida; Rosales; Rosaceae
Product: putative disease resistance protein RGA3
Exons: 1
Coding region: 43-1194 (383 amino acids)
Biological process (GO): defense response to other organism
Molecular function (GO): ADP binding
Source: RefSeq, a predicted model, not a curated record